AUGGUGGACCUGGUCGCCGACGCCGCCGCAAAAGCGCAGUCGUCGCUGUUCACGCUUCCAUCCAUGACGCGACUGCUUGUGGACACAGAUAUUGCGUUGGUCCACGAUGCAAUCGCCGAUGUCCAACGGAAGGAAGGACAACCACCCCUGGAAGAGACGCGGCGGUCUUUUACGCUUGCUCAGCACACGACUUUUGUCCAGCUGACACGAAUUCUGAUGCAUCUCCGGACCAUGCUGCAAACAUCGGACAAGCUUGCCAUGAACUUGCUGCAAGCACUGGAACCUAUGAUUCACGACGUGCCGCUGCAUCCUGCCGAGCUUUCCAGAACGGCAAGUCGAAGUCAAGUGCUGCUGUUGUUUCUCUAUCACUGUCAUCCCCACCGCGUCCUUGGCUUCUUCUUCUUAACGUGUACUGCACCCCAAGAUAAAGCCAGCACACUGCGCAACCUCGUGAGCGUUCGCGACGUGGCCCUCCACCUCGUUCGUACUGCGAGCCUUUCAACGGCAACAACGACAACCACGCCCCACGCGACUCUAUGGUUUCAGCUACUAUCGCACACUGUUGAUUGUGCCAAAUCCUUCACGGCCACGGGUGGAGAACACGGGCGGCGCGGCCCGACGAAGCUCAGCCUUGCUGCCGCCGACGCCUCCUUGGCCAUCAUUCACGUAGCUGCAUUAAGCAUUGGCAGAAACGACGAGGAAGGAAGCGCGUCGUCAGUGGUUGGACCGCUCAAGGAGCUGAUCGCUCAACUCCUCGACGAACUUGUGGAAUGGUACACGGGCGUCCGCCAUCGCACGUUGUUCGUGGUAGCCCUGGUCUCGUUUCGCACAGCCACAUGCACGUCGACAGAGUGGGUCGACCACAUCCAUCACUCGAUUCCAGUGUUCCAGUCGGCAUUUCCCCACUCAACUCGUCUGCUCUCACGCAUGAUCAGUCAGCUGCGGCUGCACCCGACCGAGCCGGCACUGCGAAACGUGGUCUGUGCGCUGGGUCGCGUGCGGCCGUCAAAGCUGAGCCACGCAAUGCACUGCCAACUAGUCAACGUUGCGGUGGAUGCCAUGCGGGCAAGUGCAUCCAGUGAAGCGACCUUCCUUGCCACGACGAUCGUUGAAUUCGUCAUUUGCCAGCACUGGAUCACACACGGCCUGCUCUCUCCGCCGUGGGAGUGGGUUUACCCAGUGGAGCGAGCCCUUGUCGAUGGCGCAGCACUUAUUCCGGCCACUCCAGCCAUUGCCGACAUCGUUCGCGUCACCAACGUUCCCGUUGCGACGCUCAAGAUGGUCCUCGAAGCCACCGACACGUCCAAGUCAGUGCUGAGAAACGCCCUCACGUUGGUCCAGUACAUGAUGAGCGAGUCGCCACCUCAGAGUCUUGUGUGGUCGGCACUUCUCGGCACGGGGGUUGUGCGCUCGUCGCCUUCAUCUGUCAUCGCCACAGCCAAGCAGCUCACCAUGCCGGUACUGAUGCUCUGCGAUCAUCAUCCAUGUAUCGGCAUUCGACGUCAAGCUGCCAAACUCCUUUCGGCCUUGGACAUGUCGACGAUCGUGGCGCACUACAUGGCUCGGCUCCCAUCCAGUCACGCCGACACUAUCUUGGCCUACCUCGUCGCCAGUCGGACCGCCAGUCGAGUUGCUGUCGGGACCAUCGUGGCGGCAAUUCUCAACCUCGGCUUCCCGGCGUUCGCAACGCUUCCGAUACAGUCCCCUGCCGACAUCCAACCAGUCCAAGGAUCGUCGCAGUCGAGUGCGCCUGCGAAGCGUCAAGCCGCUUUGCAAGCCUUGACUCGGUGGCUGGAGCGCGUUCCACCGUCCAGUGUCGAUGCCAUCUCGGACGACCUCAUCGCCACCUUCUUUCAAAGCUCCCACGACUCGAUCUCGAUGGUCGUCUUGCGGGAGUUCCUCCGAUUGUAUCCAGCAACGUUUUCCCGUCAGCUGCCUGUGCUACAAUCUCGUCUGCAGCCACACGUUGGUGUAGUGUACGAGUCAUCCAGUCCGUUGCUGUUGGUGAAGUUGCGCCCCCUCUUGGCGCUGCGUCUGGCUCCUGUGUCAUGUCUGAGUAACGUGGCGAGUUCGCUCGUCCAAAUGGUGGUCGCACUUGUGUCGGAGGACGGCGAGAGCGAAGACAUUCGGAAAUUGGCGGCAGACAUCGUAGCGAAACUCCCGCCACGCACAGCAUUCCCGCUGAUUCUCCAGCGCUUGCAGCCGCUGCUCGCGCCCGUCGCGCCACCCGGAGCUUGGGCCGCCCUGUCAGCAUGGAACACGCUGCCUCCACUAGCGUCGUCGGCGAAAACGACGUCGCUCAUGGUGUACUGCGCCACCGUCUUCGUUGCGGCCCACCCAGAAUCACAACCGAUGUGGCUUGGCCCAGUCUUGGAACUCGUGCUCAUGGCAUGGGCAGCUCGAGUCCCAUCAGCCUCACAGUCCUCUGACCUGGUCGAGAGAGUUCAGCGCGGCUGCAUUGAGUGCAUGACUGUGCUCAUGCACCAUUCGUCCAUCCAUGCGUCCCACACCACGUUUGAGCAGUGGGUGCAGAGUUGGCUCGAGGGUACAUUUGAUGGAAGGAUGAACAUGCUCGAGACGCAGCGGCUGCUCGAGCUGCCCGCUCGUCUGUGUUGCUGUAAUGUCUUGCUCAAGUACAAAAUCCAUGUUUUGCAUGCGGUACUAACGUCAAGGACCUUUUCCAGCGCGAUUCCUCGCCUGGACAAGACUGCUCUGUGCACACUGGCGUCGCAAUCGCUGCCGUACAUACACGCGUGCCUAGCAAAGGAUACAUCCCCUGCGGUCUUGCAGUCGGCUUCCCUCAAGGUGCAUAAUUCCCUUCGUUCGUUGAACUCGAUGCGCAAAUAUGUAUGAUCUUCCAACUGCAGCUCCUCAUGACGCUCGCGAAAUACCAUGCCUUCAAUGACAACUUUGCGCAGUCCGUUGGCACCGACGUCGUCGACGCAACGGCCAAAUUGGUGGCAAGUGCCCAGAAUACACAGGUACGACCAUUCCCAAUGCCCAUGUGACUUUGGGGUGCAUGGCCAUGGGUAGGUGUCCAUGGAAGCAGCGCAAACCAUUGUCGUGAUCCUAACCGAGGCGAAAGCAUUGCCGCAUAUAUUGACCUCAGGAUGUUUGCAGAGUAUGGCACGGUAUGCGCCUGGAUGAUUCCUGAGGGCUAUGCUCCUGAUUUGGAUGCUGCAGGAUUCUUCAGGACGCCCGCGACAGCCCCCAUAUCGACCCCGACACCCGCGGCGUCGCGCGGACUUUGGUCGAUUCGAUCCGGU
Messenger RNA from Aphanomyces invadans, 3266 nucleotides. RefSeq lists its product as hypothetical. The record is from RefSeq and is a predicted model, not a curated record. Lineage: Eukaryota; Oomycota; Saprolegniomycetes; Saprolegniales; Verrucalvaceae. The coding region runs from base 1 to 2853 and encodes 950 amino acids. The transcript is spliced from 16 exons.